Messenger RNA from Lodderomyces oxycetoniae, 2097 nucleotides. RefSeq names its product CCR4-NOT core subunit (gene NOT5). The record is from RefSeq and is a predicted model, not a curated record. The coding region runs from base 1 to 2097 and encodes 698 amino acids. Lineage: Eukaryota; Fungi; Ascomycota; Pichiomycetes; Serinales; Debaryomycetaceae. Gene Ontology annotation, cellular component: CCR4-NOT core complex; nucleus; P-body. Gene Ontology annotation, biological process: regulation of DNA-templated transcription; nuclear-transcribed mRNA poly(A) tail shortening. The transcript has a single exon.
AUGAGCGCGAGGAAAUUACAGCACGAGUUUGAUAGGCUAAACAAGAAGAUUAGUGAAGGGUUAACUGCAUUUGAGGAGAUUAAAGAAAAGAUACAAAAUUGUGAAGUACCAUCUCAAAGAGACAAAUUGGAGAAUGAUUUGAAGAAGGAAUUGAAAAAGUUGCAAAGAUCGAGAGAUCAGUUGAAGUUAUGGUUAGCAGAUAGCAAUAUCAAGCUAGAUAAGAGUCUUCUUCAAGAAAAUCGGACGAAAAUCGAGCAAGCAAUGGAUGAUUUUAAAGGGUUAGAAAGACACUCGAAAAUAAAACAGUUUUCGAAUGAAGGUUUGGAGUUACAAAAGGAGAUGCAAAAGCAGUCGAGGUUUGGUGAUUUGGUGAAAUUACAGGAAGCCUGUGAGUAUAUAUCUGGCGUUAUUCAACAGCUAACAAAUCAAAAUGAUGAAUUAGAUCGAGAAUUGGAGCAGCUAUCUCAACAGCUGAAGAAGAAAAAUAGCCACUCAGCACAAAAUUCUAUUGAGGAUGUCAAGUACAAGAUCGAUCGAAAUAAUAACCAUAUCGAUCGGUUAGAGGGAGUAUUGGACAACUUGGAGAAUGAUAGGUUGGACCCUGCUAAAAUCGAUGACGUAAAGGAUGAUCUAGAUUUCUACGUAGAAAUGAACCAGGAUGAUGAUUAUGUGGAGUAUGACGAAUUUUAUGAUCAGUUAGAAGUAGGGGACGAUGAUGAUGAGGAAGUUGAAGUUGAGGGAAGUUUAGCACAGAUGGCGGCAGAAUCGUUUGAGGAAGAAGAAAGGAAACGAUUAGAGUUGCAGCAAUUAGGCAAUCAGCAACUGGAAGCUACCAGGGCUGCUCAAACGGCGUCUUCUUCGUCGGCAUCAGUAUCGGCAUCAUCAUCUGCGCAUCCGCACCACCCACACAAUUCUAACGGAAAGUCAAUACAAACCGACGCUCAUGGACAUGUGUCUGCUGCUGCAAGUAAUGCAAACUCUACUGCCGCUACAUCUGUAAAGAAGGUGAAUAAGCAACAGAAUGUGGUACCGGCUCCGCCGCCAACUAUUAGUGGAAAUACAUAUUCCAAUGCAAUAAAAGCAGCGCAAGCAGCACAAAUAUCGAACUCCUCGGUAGCUGCGAGUACAAAUGCUAGUGCCAAUGCUAGUGCCAAUGCCAAUGCCAAUGUGUCGAUAACACAAAACAAUGCCCAGCAAGUUAACAGCAGCAAUAGUACACCAUUAGUUAGUAAUAAUGUGCCACUUGCUACAGCAUUGGCCACUACAGGACCCUCUACAGGUAGUACUAUUGCCACUACUGCUACUACUACACCAGUAAGAGUGGCACCUCCGGGCUUAGCGCAUGUAUCUGGCACGUCAAUGAGAUCACAAUCGGAAUCUCCGCUAGCAGCACAAUCCAAAAUGAGUGAGGGAGAUCAUUUACGGAAAAAGAUUUCAAAUGCGUCGCAGCUGUCUACAAUUACAAACAACAAUGUGCCAUAUUUCGGAGAAGCGAUGAACAAACUAGUCAGCAUCACAAAUAGUAGGUUGAAUGAUCCGUUACCAAUACAAUCGAUAAGCAACUUACUAGAGUCAUCCUUAUUGAACUGUCCCGAUUCCUUUGAUGCCGAAAAACCAAGACAAUAUACACCACGCAAUGUUCACCCUUCCUUAAUUGACUAUCCGCAAGAGCCAAUGUAUGAAUUGAAUAGCUUACAUUAUAUGCAAAAAUUUGAUGAUGAUUUAUUAUUUUUUUGCUUCUAUUACGGCGAAGAUGAAGGAAUGGAUAAUUUCGCAAAAUGGAAUGCUGCUAGAGAAUUAAAAAAACGAGGCUGGGAUUUCAAUAUAGAGUUGAGUCAGUGGUUUUUGAAGAACGAUAAAGUUAGCAAUGGCACAUUUAAGAGUAGAACUUCGUCAUCAGCAAUAUUACCAAGCACUAGCGAGACUUUUGAAAAUUGCGGACCUAAUUCUGGUUCUGGUUCCAAUUUCAAUUCCAAUUCCAAUUCCAAUUCCAAUUCUGGUGGUAGUCAUGAAGAAACAGAAAAUGGUAAAGCUUUCAGCAAAUACUUUGAUGAAAAAACUUGGUUAACACGAAAUUUUUACCUGAGAGUGGUUUAA